AUGUCCUCAAGGCUCGCACGGCCUGCCUUUGCAGCUGUCCGAAGAACCGCUCCUCGAGCCGCUACCCGAUCAUAUGCUGCCCCAGCUGCUCAAUCUCAAGAUACAAAGCCUCCGGUAGCUUUGUUCGGUCUCGAUGGAACAUAUGCGAAUGCUUUGUAUGUCGCUGCCGUCAAGACCAACAACCUCGAUUCCGCUGCCAAAGCAGUUUCUUCACUUUCCUCAGUCCUGAAAGCCGACCCAAAAUUGUCCACUAUACUUGCUGCGCCGACUCUUUCCGACAGCGAUAAAUCCCAGAUCGUCGCCGAGCUCGAGAAGCACACCGGUGGUGCUGAUAAGAGUGGUACAGUCAAGAACCUACUGGCUGCGCUUGCCGAGAACAACCGAUUGGGUCUGUUAGAAGGUGUAACCGACAAGUUUACCACCUUGAUUGGUGCCGCAAGAGGAGAGUUGGAAUUGACAAUCACAAGCGCUACGAAACUCGAACCCAAGCUUCUCCAACGCUUGGAAACCGCCGUUGCCAAAUCCGAGUACAGCCAAGGCAAGAAGCUGAAGACCGUGACAAAGGUCAACCCCGAAAUCCUCGGUGGAUUGGUCCUGGAAGUCGGCGAGCGAACCAUUGAUCUCAGCGUCCAGAGCAAGAUCCACAAACUCAACAAGCUUUUGACAGACUCUGUGUAA
This is a messenger RNA of Exophiala bonariae, 678 nucleotides long. RefSeq lists its product as uncharacterized. Gene Ontology annotation, biological process: proton motive force-driven mitochondrial ATP synthesis. Gene Ontology annotation, molecular function: proton-transporting ATP synthase activity, rotational mechanism. NCBI's taxonomy places the organism in Eukaryota, Fungi, Ascomycota, Eurotiomycetes, Chaetothyriales, Herpotrichiellaceae. The transcript has 3 exons. Gene Ontology annotation, cellular component: membrane. The record is from RefSeq and is a predicted model, not a curated record. The coding region runs from base 1 to 678 and encodes 225 amino acids.